This is a messenger RNA of Aspergillus homomorphus CBS 101889, 1335 nucleotides long. RefSeq lists its product as uncharacterized. The record is from RefSeq and is a predicted model, not a curated record. The transcript is spliced from 3 exons. NCBI's taxonomy places the organism in Eukaryota, Fungi, Ascomycota, Eurotiomycetes, Eurotiales, Aspergillaceae. Bases 1 to 1335 code for a protein of 444 amino acids.
AUGAAACUCCUAUCAACGCUCUUCCUACUCACGCCCCUGGCCCUGGGUAUUCCAUUCACGCCAUACCCUGCGCAACCGCAGGAUGAGCCGACGCUGCAACCGCAGGGGCAUAGCCAGGGCCAGAAUCAGGAUAAGGGGACUGGAACCGCGAUGGGGGUGAGGCCCCAGGGCCAGAACCAGAACCAUACGCUCCCUUCGCCAGUUAUCAGGCCUCAGUCUCCUAAGGAACCGCUCUUGGAGCAGGAGCAGGAGCAGGAGCAGGAGCAGGAGCAGGAGCAGGAGGAUGGGGAUGGGGAUGGGGAUGGGGAUGAGGCGCAAAGCAGCAGCAGCACCACCACCACCACCACAACAACGAACAAGCAGAAUCACCACGCGCUUACGACUCGGGUGCACACUACGGAUAGUAGCAGUGCUACCAGUGCUAUCGCCAGCGAUACCAGUGUUACCAGUGCGAUCGCCAGUGCGAUCGCCAGCGCUACCACGAGCACCACAAGUACCACGACAACAACAACAACAACAACAACGACGACAGAGACAGUAACAUUCGUCAAAAUCAUCCCGCAAACCAGCACCACCACUAGCAGCAGCAGGACCAGCAGCAGCAGGACCACUAGCACAACCAGCAACAACAAGACCAAAAACACUCCCCAAUCCCAAUCCCAACCCCAGCCCCAACCCGCACCCCUCACCCUCCACGACCCCGAACCCGAACCCGAACCAGAAACCUCUACAGAAGAGCCCUCAGCCCUAGCAAACGCGAUCUCCCUCCUGCCCAACCCCAACGCAGGUCAAAACCCGGAUAACAGCCAAACGUGCCCGACAAGCCGACCCUCCAAGCAAUGCUGCCAGAGCAUCGAAAACCUAGCGGACCAGGUGAUCCAGCCGCUGGGCCAGCUUCUACCGUGGUUGUCCGGGGUGGAUAUUUCGAGUAUCAUUGCUUUGGAAUGUACCGGAAUGGACGACGCGGACCCGAACGCGGGGUGCUUUGAUGCGGUGAUGUGUUGCGAGGGGACGCCUGGGCGGACAUCGAAGCAGCAGACGCUCAAGGGGGCGUGUUCUAACUGGGACCAGGCUAUGAGUGAUAAGGCUAAGGAUGAGGCUGCUACUGCUGCUGCUGCUGCUGAUGCUGAUGCUGCUGCGCAGCGGGAGGCGCAGGUGCAGGCGCAGGUGCAGACUAGCUCUUCUGCUGUUGCUGCGGGGGCGAGUGCGAGUGCGAGUGCCGUGGCGAAGAGGCAGCUGCCGUCGCUGGGGAAGUUGCUGGGUGGGGAUGGGGAGGUGGGCGGGGUGCUGGGGCACAAGGGGAGUCUUUUGGGGAUUGGGGGUGGGCAGCCUUGA